Molecule: messenger RNA, 333 nt
Organism: Macroventuria anomochaeta
Lineage: Eukaryota; Fungi; Ascomycota; Dothideomycetes; Pleosporales; Didymellaceae
Exons: 1
Coding region: 1-333 (110 amino acids)
Source: RefSeq, a predicted model, not a curated record
AUGCUCAAGGAGAUGUCGGCUGGGUGCGAGUCGGCUCGGUCGGAAGUGUCCUUGAUUGAGGCGUUCGAGCGAGUGAUUGCGAAACUGGAUGCCGCUGCGGCGGAAGGACGAGCCGACUCGGAAUACUCCCGCUUCAAGAAAUGGGAACAGCUGUGGAAGAGUGACACAUCGUCCACAGACAGAGUGAACGAGGUCAAUGAGGGUAUUUUGAUGCCCCUGGCCCCUCAACCAGCUGGUUCCUGGAGACCCUCCGACGGUCCACCGCAGAGAGAAGGCACCGUUCCUAUACCCUUGUACACACCUUUCCUCGGCAUGGACGGCCAUCUUGUUUAA